AUGCCGGGUCAAGACCUCACAGAACCGGUGUUUCGCCGGCUCGAGCCUCAUUGGGACCGUGGAUUGAUCGCUGCGUCCAUAGCCGUUUCUCUGCUGGGUGCUUUUACCUCGACCCAGAUGAUGUGUCAAGCGCGGACCUCACGAUACUUGUCUGGUGUCUUGGUGUGGACAAUCCUUGGGAGCUUAACCUUUGGCUUCUGCUCCAUUUGGAGUCUUCACUUCAUAGCCAUGCUGGCUUGUGGACUGGAUUUGCGCAUUGGAUUGGAUGUUCCGUUGACCAUUCUGAGUGCGGUCCUGGCGGUUUCAUUCACCUUUGCAGCAUUGAUUUCAGAUCUUCUGCGCCAUCGAUAUCUACGGCUGGUGAAGAAAAAGAAACUCAGAUCCAAACAAGAAGCCAAAGAAGCCAGGAGGCAGGCUGCGGGAAAUUAUUCUCUGCCGGAUCAAGACGAUCAUGGAAGCAUGGAUGUCCUUCUGGGGCCGGAAACCUUAGAAGAGAGGGAUCAUAUCACUCUGCCGGAGAAUACGAACGGGACACGACGAGAUCGCCACUAUCGACGAAUUGGUCGACAUGACAGUGUUACCCUCGGCCCUCUAGAAGACCAUUUCGUUCCACGAGACGUCAGUGCUGCCAGAGGAGAGUCUGGUACUCGGUCAUCCUUUGCGCGGAGUGAAUCAGUCACUGAAGACGAUUCCUUCUCCGAUACGGAGAGUUUCCCUAGGAAUUCCAACGACGGGGAUGGAUCACGUCGGUCGUCUGCACAAUUGAACUCGGACGGCAGCAGUAUGGGCCUCCCUGGUUUCAUGAGCUUCCGAUUCCCAAAGACCACCACCUCAACGGCCACGAAUGCCAUCACGGGCAUUGCUGAACUCCUUUACAGUGGCGCCCACAUCAGGAACUUUGCCAAGGGUUGGGUAUGGUCUCUUGCGAUCAGCACAAUGCACUAUGUCGGGAUUGUUGCAUUGAAGAUACCAGAAGGUCACUUUACUCUACAACCAUUCAUUGUCCUCGUUUCGGCGUUGAUUAGUUGGCUGGUCUGUACACUUGGCUGUAUCCUCAUCCCUCAAAUCGAGGUGAAUCUCGCCCAACAACUUCUCUUCUCCGUUGUCGCCGCUGGAGGAGUGGCUGGAAUGCAUUUCACCGGCAUGUGGGCCACGACGUUUUGGUCUCGGGCAGAUCCAACACAAGAUCGUGGAUAUCCUCCCAACUUGGCCGUCGCUGUCACCAGCAUUGCUAUCGUGACCUGCAUUCUUGCUAAUGGACUCCUGGCGCAUUCUGCCACCGUGGCCCGAAACAAGUUGGCAGAAAUUGUACAAACGAAAAGAAAGUUGUGGGCGGCCAUUGCGCAAAAGGAAAAUGCAGAGGCGGCAGCUGCCGCACGGAGUGAAUUCAUUGCAUCAGCAUCUCAUGAAAUUCGCACCCCGCUCCAUCAACUGCAAGGAUAUAGCGAUUUAUUAUCGCGGACGCAGUUGAAUGAUGAAAGUCGUUUGCUACUUCUGGCGAUACAGCAAGCAACCAGAUCUCUUUCCAUGAUCACGGCGAACGUCCUUGAUUGGUCACGUUUGGAAAAGGGAGAGGCCGUAUGCCGGCCCACAAGUCUCGACCUUCGAAAAGUCUGCGAAUCGAUUGUCAAUAUUCUACCGAGCAGGGAUGAUCAAGUGACAACCGAAUUGAUGAUAGUGGUCGCUCCACAGGUACCGGCAUCGCUCUUCAUCGACGAGACUUAUCUGCAACGAAUCUUGAUGAACCUGCUCACUAAUGCCAUGAAAUUUACCCAAUCUGGCUACGUCAUUCUUCUUGUCGAAUUCAGAGACCAAGCUUUGUCCAUCACUGUCAAAGAUUCGGGGUUUGGGAUUCCGGAAUCAUUUCUCCCCCAUCUAUUUGAACCCUUCAAACAAGCGCAGACCAGAGGAGCCGAAAGGGGAACCGGUCUUGGAUUGGCCAUCAUUAGACAAUUGCUUCAAAAGAUGCAAGGAACAAUUUCUGUGGAAAGCAAAUGUCAACAGAAGGCCGAUGUGGGUCCUGAGAAUUGCGGUAGUACUUUUACAGUCACGAUUCCUGUCUCUACUUCCACUGAUGCAGCGCCGACGUUGGGUUCUCUUGGACCCAAUCGUCGGAUAGCGGUUUUUCAAACAUGCAAUAGUCGAUUUUUGGAAGGACUUCAGAUGGCCUGGAAUGCUUUUGGGUUCCAGGUGAUUCUGGCCGACCCGACCGGCGAAAUUUCCGACGCCUGGGAGUAUAUUUGGACGGAUCUCCUGUUUCUGAAAGCACAUCCAACCCUCCUCCGACGGCUACUUCAGCUCCAAGACCAAGUGGUACUAGUCACUUGCGACUCUCAAGUACUGUUGGAAAAAGCAUUCGGGACCAUUCCACUCCCACACAUUAUUCCGAUCAGGAGACCAUUCCUUUGGCAUCGGAUGGUUGAUAGCAUUGUCUCAGCCGCUGAAUCUGGCAAGUCAGCUGUUGAUCGAUCGGUGAGAUUUGCUCCUGUAGUGGACUUCCUGGACAAUUCGGAGCAAAGUCCAGUUGAGGAGACUCCGGUGCCGAGUGGGUCUACCGUCCUUUUGGUAGAAGACAACAAAAUCAAUCAGAGACUUGGAGUGAAGAUGUUGGAAACGCUCGGGUAUAAUGUGGUUGUGGCCGACGAUGGACAAGAUGCCAUCGACAAGAUUGUGCAAUAUGGUCAGGGGAUCGACCUGGUUUUGAUGGAUCAAUCUAUGCCACGCAAAGAUGGUAUUAUGGCCACGAAGCAAAUUCGAGAAAUGGAACUGCUAGCUCCACUGUCACGACGAUUGCCAAUCAUUAUGGUCACGGCGGUUGUCGGUCCAGAGGCACAAGCACUUUGUAUGGCGGCAGGAACAGACGCAUUUCUUCCCAAACCACUUGCAUUAUCGAAGCUUGAGCAUACCCUGAAGAAAUUUCUAGGACAGGAUUGA
Rhinocladiella mackenziei CBS 650.93 is the source of this 2934-nucleotide messenger RNA. RefSeq lists its product as uncharacterized. Bases 1 to 2934 code for a protein of 977 amino acids. Gene Ontology annotation, molecular function: phosphorelay sensor kinase activity. The record is from RefSeq and is a predicted model, not a curated record. Lineage: Eukaryota; Fungi; Ascomycota; Eurotiomycetes; Chaetothyriales; Herpotrichiellaceae. The transcript has a single exon. Gene Ontology annotation, biological process: phosphorylation; phosphorelay signal transduction system.